This is a messenger RNA of Venturia canescens, 980 nucleotides long. RefSeq lists its product as uncharacterized. The record is from RefSeq and is a predicted model, not a curated record. NCBI's taxonomy places the organism in Eukaryota, Metazoa, Arthropoda, Insecta, Hymenoptera, Ichneumonidae. Gene Ontology annotation, cellular component: cytoplasm. Bases 21 to 980 code for a protein of 319 amino acids. The transcript has 4 exons. Gene Ontology annotation, molecular function: nucleic acid binding; 3'-5'-DNA exonuclease activity. Gene Ontology annotation, biological process: DNA catabolic process.
GUAAAGAAGGCAUCACGUACAUGACGGAUUGCAGUGUAACAAAUACACCUAUAAUAUUAUGCGAUCGCCUGUCACAAGAUGAUCGCGUGGAUUUCGAAAAAUGUAAAUUAGUGUACUUCGAUUUGGAAACAACUAGCAGAUCGACCUCAUGUGACAUUUGCCAGAUUGCGGCAGUACACGAAGACACAGAGUUUUCAAUUUAUGUAAUGCCUUCGCAAGCAAUCACAUCAGGAGCCAGUGCUGUAAAUAAACUGAAAAUUUCGGAAGGAAUUAUGAUGCUUAAUAAUGUCCCUGUCAAAGCGGUCUCAAAAGAGAUGGCUUUUGAAAAAUUCAUCUGUUAUCUCCAAAACAUUUCGAUGGGCUGCGGUGUUAUUUUGAUCGCUCACAAUUGCUUCCGGUUCGAUGCCCCUAUCCUAUUAAAGAAUGUCGAGCGAAUUGGACUCCUAGAAGCACUUCAAUCUGUGGUUGUGGGUUUCGCAGAUACUCUCCCAAUUUUGCAUGAGCACCUGCCCGAAAGAAAACGGAAUAAAUUGAGUUUUUCUCAAGUUCAACUCGCAUGCGAUUACAUCGGCGUAGAGGCAACUGAAAAUGCCCACAAUGCUGUACAGGAUGUACGAGUCCUGUCAAAAUUGAUCAUCAUUCUUGGUGUCGGAGAAAGCAUGAUGAAAGCCAAGGCUAAGAGUUUGCAAAGGAUUGUUAAUACUCUCAACACGAAGGAUGAAAUUUGUCAGAGGCAAAAAGGCUUACAAUAUUUAAGCAAAGGAGUGAGCAAGGGUAUGCUAACAAAAAUAGCAGUUGCCGGAAUAUCCUUCGGAAUGUUGCAGAAAACUUGGCAAGAUAACGGAGUAGAGGGCAUAACGCUUCUCCUAGCGGAGCAUGUUGGCAAUGGCCCUCGAGUGACAAAGAAUAAAAAAAUAAUUGAGAAAUUAAUAACCGAACUUCAAUUAAUAUCGAAUAAAGAAAAUUGUACUCCUGUAUAA